Molecule: messenger RNA, 5644 nt
Organism: Schistosoma spindalis
Lineage: Eukaryota; Metazoa; Platyhelminthes; Trematoda; Strigeidida; Schistosomatidae
Source: the annotation of a GenBank genome assembly
GUUUGUUUGAUUGCUGAAAGUACUACCUGAUUGCUUUAACCGAAAUAGAUCGGGGUUUGAACCUGUGAGACAGCAGUUGAAAGCCGAAUCCUUUACUCAAUAACCCACCGCCGCUCCACAUAGUAUAUUCUUGAAUCUAUAAGUCUUAAUUAACUAUUAUUAAUUUAAUGGUUCAAAUGGUUGUCUAAAAGCUAUGAGAAUAGAAAUUUUGUGUGAUUUUGUAAUAAAUAUUAAAAUUUCCUAUAAUCAAUUCAACAUUAUAAAUGAGCUUUUUUUUCCAGAGCCUCAUUUUCUUUUUUAUAUUUUGUUGACGAACUUGUUUUAUGAUUUAACAUUUGUUUAGAAUUCUUUCCCAAAUAAUCUCAGUUAAUUUGUUCUCUUAUCUUUCUUUAUUUUAUUAUUAUUUCAGUUCUUUUUUCAUUCAAUGGGUUAUCCAUAUUCUAAGAUAGCUAGUGUUUGUUCAGGCAAUAAUUAUGCCAUUACUGAUCAUGUAUUAAAUCAGUCACAAGUUAUGACUAAGGAUGAUGAUGAUAAUAAUAAUAAUAAACCUCCACGAUAUUAUAUCGUAUCUGUAACAAUGAUACAAACUAGUCUUCGAUUAUUAAAUUAUAUUUUACAAACAGCACUAAAUCGUUCUGCCAAAGGAGUGGAUUUAUUCGGUGGUGAUGGUAAAAAGAUUUUAUCUAUCUUUCUUGUCUUUAUAUGGAUGAUUGAUAAAUCAGCAUGUCUUUCUGAGUAUACAACAAUUUGGUCUAAAUCGACCAACCAACAUAUGAUAAUUGCUGUUCAAAGAAUCCUAGAUGAAUAUACACAGCAUUCGAUAACAAAGCCAUCGUCAUUAUUACCUGCAGAAUUAUCUACAACAAUCUUAUUAAAUAAUUUACUCACUCCUUUAUAUCCACCUAUUAUGGGUUUAUGGUGGCCUGAUUCGAUUUGUGCAUCGACUCUUUCUCACUUUUGUGGCGCAACUGCAUCAGUUGCAUCAUUGUCCAUAUUAAAUUCCACUACGAAUCAGACAAGAUUAGGAAAUAUAGAAGGUGGAUUUAUUCAACCAUGUCAACUGAUUGGCAAGUGUAGACUGUUACGUUCUAACUUUAUUCAGUCAACGGGAUUAGAUAUAGUUGGUCAAUUAAACAUUUGCACCUUAGGAAUUUCUCGUCUCCUACAUACUUUGAAUGUAUCUAGUUCAUACAGUUACAGUUCAAUUAAUAUGUCAUUUCAUGAAUCUAAUGAUAUGAAAACGCCAGAUUGCAUUAAUUCAUUUGUAAACCUGGAUUUAGAUCAUUUAACAGUGAGCAUUACCCGUCUUAACGCUAUGGGUUGGUUAGAUCGUAGAGAAUUUGAAAGGAUUUGGACAAAUUACUUAGAAUUAUUAUCCUCUGCAUCAGAUGCUCAGCAAAAUAUCUACUCAAUUAAAAUAGAAUCUGAUAACGGACAACUAACAAGUUCAGAGGAAUCAAUUGAAUGCAAUCAGUCUAUUGUAAUUGGUCUACGUGGUUUAACACGAUUGCUUAUGGAUACGUCAUUGAAACCUCAACCUGGUGAUACAUUGUACUCUCGAUUACAUCAUCACUCUCGCCUUGGAAUACCACAUUUCUCUCACACUAAACUUGGUCGAAAAUUGAUUUCAUUACUAACUAUGAUUGAACGGGAACAGGAUUAUAUAAAUAAUUCUAACGAAUACUCUCUAAUAUGUACUACACAUUCAGAAUAUUUAAAUCGACUAAAUGAAACUGGAGAUUUAGAAUUAAUUAAUUUAGAGCGUCUAACAAAUUGGUUUUUAGAUGGUCCUAGUCAGUUUGCUGUAGAUAGAUUAAUUCGACGUUUACGUAUGCGAGAAAAUCCUAAUCCAACGGUAUGGUCAUCCGUUAUUGAUCAUCCCAGUGAAAGUGAAAAACUGCAGUUAACUACAUCACAAUCUAUUAACCCUUUACCAAUUUCAAAAUCUAAUCAUCGUCCGACUAGUGUUCUUACAUUACAAAAUUAUGAAGAUCCAUUAUUUUCAUGUCUUCAGUCAUUACAAUUAUUUUACCAUUCAUGUCUUAAGCCGGAACCUUUUACUAUACGGUCUGAUCAUGAAGAUAUGAACGCUUUAUUGUUGGGGACUUCAAAGCUUGUUGAUUUAUUCACAUCUAAUUCAACUAUUUCCUCUUCUCUAUUAAAUAAAAAUUCUACUUUUAAACAAAUAAAACAGCAAACUUCAACAGUGAAAGGACCAGCUUUUGAUGUUUGGCAAUCGAUUCUCCAAUCAGCUAUCAUUUUAUCCGAUUUAUUUACAACACAAGAACAAUUUAUUUGGUUAAACGAUCAUUUACAAGAUGCAUUAAAACAAUUACCAACAUGGGAUGAAUUUCAAACACCAAUACAUUUAUGGUUAGCAUUAGGGAUUUCAAAAUGUACUGCAGUGUUAGAAUUAGUUAAUAGUUCACCAACUAAUUCGCAUGUACUUCAACCUUAUUCACUUGAACCAGCUGUAAAACAAACAAUGAAUGCUAUUAAUUCUAGUUUAUUAACAGUACAAAAUGCUGGUUUACAUAGUGCAAUGUACUUAUUACAUGCAGCAUUAUUAAUUAGAAGACAACCAUAUCAACAACAAUUACAACAACAUAGUCCACCGACUGGUUCAUCGUUGUUAAAUGAACUCUAUACAUUUUUAUGCAGUUAUUUGGAAAAGAAGAUUAACACUAUAUUCUGCAAUUCAAUAACAACAAAUUUACUAGGCACAGAAACAUUAAUUAACCAGAAUUUGUCAGUUUCUUCUACUGGAUCAUCCGGUAUGAAACGAUUCAUGCAAGCUGUACUUCAUCCAGGUACGGCUAGCAAAGUUACUAAUACUUCUAGUGUGGAACGAGAGUCUUCUAUAAUUCACAUAUCAAAUAUUGAUUUGACAGAUCAUAUAGAACAACAUCAACUAAUGAUACUUUCAACAGCGUUUUUCUUAACCGAACAUUUUUCUGGUCCACCAGUUUAUCCCAUUGUUACAGAUCCAGGCAAUGGUAUUACAGAAAUGUUAUCUGGUCUAACAGCUAUAUUGUUUCGAUUAGCAUCAUGUAUGCUUAAUGAUGUGCCUAUAAUGAAUCAGUCAAAAUAUACAAAUAACACUAAAUGUUCAAUAUUGAGUACAGGGACCACAGUAGAUUUGAGUUAUUCUUUUCCAGUCCAUUUGGCAUGGUGUCAAGGUAUUGAACGCCUCAUUCAUACCGGACGCCUUGGUAAAGGCGCUAUUGGUAGUCUACAGAAAAUGUGUAUCAGUCGAAUACGAACCUGUCGCUCGCCCCAUAUUAGUUUUCUUGCUAUUCGUUUACUACUAACUUGUAUGUACACAAGUUUAGGACGGUUGAACGAUCGCAUUCAACAUUAUAGACGUAUUCAUCAUACUCAACAAUCAGACAGUACCAGCACAAGUUGUGAUAUAAAUAUCAAUAUUAAAAUUAACCAAGUUGCUAUGUCAAAUGAAGAUACAUCCGGUCAGUUCUCAACGAAACCUGGAUCAAAAGUCUCUGACCAUAGCCCUCUCGAAUCGCUUCCUUCGUCAAUUCUACAAGACUCUGAAAAUAUUGUGGCUAUCACUCAAGAAUCUAUCAAUUGUCUAUGGGAAAGAAUUCGUGGCGGAAUAUCACUUAUUAACUCCCCCGUUCAACCUACUCAUGGAUUACACAUUGCUUGGACAAGUGUUACUGAAGCUCGUUUGAUUACAAGACUGUUACCAUUUAUCAGUAGUGAUGUGACUCAAACUUUUACGGGUCUAAUAAGCACUCCAGAAUCAAUGAAUAAACAGUCAAUCCUUUCAUCGUCAAUACUUGGUUGUGAUUCUCUACCGAAUUCUGUUUUGAAUAAAGCCUUAGGUGAAUUCGCUCGUGCUGAUCAUGCAUUUCCUAAUUUAGCAGCUUCAAAUUUAACUCAGUUAUUUGAAAGUUUUAUGCAAAAUGAAAAUGGUCAAAAUUUAGUCCGACAGUGGGUACUUCUUUCAUUUCCUACGCUAUUAAGUCGUCAACCCUCUUAUUUGGCAAUAUGGGCUUGUACUGUAUGCCUGUUAGCUGCGGCUACAGAUCCAAAACUACGUACAGCGCUAUUUUUAUGCUAUACUCAUAAAUUAUCCAACACUGAGCCAAAUAAUUCAUUCCAUAUAAGCACUGAUGCUGCUACUACUACCAGCACUAAUAAUAAUAAUAAUUCACCUUCUUCUUCGUCAUUUGUCAUCACAUCCAGUACAGAUCUAUGGUUAAAUGACCUUUUAUGCUUAGCUGCUUAUCAUUUUGUUACCGAUGGUUUAUUAAAACCUAUUUUGAAAUCGGAAUCAGAGAUACUGUAUAAUAAACGUCAAGCUGAACGUGAGCAUUUUCUUGCUUUGAUCAAAGAUCAUUGUGAUACACUAUGUGCUACUAAUAAUAAUUUCAAUGUUACUACUCCAACUACUACCGAUGCAACAAAGGAUAUCAGUAGUAGUAUUAAUAACAAUAAUAAGCCAUUUUUCAAUAAUAAUAUGAAAAUUAGUGCUGAAAAUUUCCCUAUAUUUCAUCGGUUAUAUACAAUAAUUAAAAAACAAGUAGCUCACAAUUCAUCAUAGAUCAAAUUUAUGGCUGUGUUGUUCCGAUUUUUUUAAACAACAAACAAACUGAAUCUCAACAUUUAUUACACAUGUAUUUUUUUCCAUGUUUAUAACUUUAAUUUCAUCAUAUUUAAUCUAGUAAUAAUUACAGUAAUAGUAAUAAUAAUAAAAUUGUAUUGAUAUACCAGUGUAUAUUUGUAUUUUGAUACCUACUUACUUCGUGAUCGACACGCGAGUGCAUAUGAUUGGGAUUGGAUCAGAAGGCAAAAGGUCAAAAUUGAACUUUAUUAUUUUCAUAUUCAUACUAAUACUACGAAUAAUAAUACACUUUAUGAUAUCAGCACUUAAUUGACCAUAUUUUUGUUAUUAUUAUCAUUUUUAUUUAUUGUUAUCGUUGUUGUCGUCGUGGUUAUUGUUCACGAAUAGUUCUGUACUGUUCGUGUGUUUUUUUUCAAUUCAUUUUGUUUGGAUUCAAUGGAUUGUCAUGUGCUUUUUUUCGACCGGUCAUCAUUGAAGUUGUUCACUUUCAACAUUAUCAUUAUAGAAUAUGUAUUUAACUGUCUGUCAAUAUGACUUACUGGAUAUAUGUUAAUGUUUCUCUGUCGUUAAUAAAAACGAUCUACUGAGAGAAAGUGAUUAGUUUAUGAAACUUAUUUUUAUGUGUAGUAUUUAUGCGUGUUACUAUAAAUAACUGAUUAUCAUGAGUGAACAGAAAAAUUUUAGACGGAUUUUUUUGAUGCUCCAUUCUUGAAAAUUUUAUGCAUUUCAGUUCCAUAGCUUGAUUCGAAUGUUGUAUUGUAAAAGUUGACAAGAAUUUACUACUCAGUCUUGUGGUAAUAAUGAUAUAUUGAACACUGCUAUCUCGAAAUGAAAAUUGACAUUUUCCGAAAAUGCUGCAGAAUAGCUCCUUUAGGUUAUAAAUUGGAUCAAAUUUUAAAAUAUUAAGCAAUAGAUACCAAUAUUGUGUUUUAGUUGAAGGUGUAUAUUAAUGAGCAGUUUAAAAUUAGAAUUAUGCCAUCAUUUUAUGCUUAUUACUAUUCAAUGAUUUCUUGUUGAUUUCAGUUUGUCGCACUUAACAGUGGAAUUCAAUCUGUA